ACGAAGAGCGACGGGCGCGGGCACUGGCAGCAAUGCCUGGACGACACGGAGGACUCGGGCUCCAAGGACCUCCUCGACGGCACCAGGCCCGGCCGCAGGGGCAACCUUGCCGCAGCCGCCGCGGCCGCGCAGCUGCUCGAAACCGAAGGCUUCCGGAGACCUUCCUGGACCGACCUGCUCCAGGGGCUGCGCCCAGAAGCGCCACCGCGCUCGGAGGCUGCCGAACCGGGGGAAUGGCAGCACGGCUGGCAGUUCCACGCUUGUUCCGCACGCAACACCCACUACAGGGACAACGUGUUCAUGCCCAGCCUCACCAGGGCCAACCAGGCCAUGCUAAGGUCAGGCUCAGGACCGAGGGCCGCCUACUGGCUUCACGCCUUGCCCACCACCGAGGGGCGCGAGUUCAAGCCCGCGCGGUUCCUGGCAGCCUUGCGCCGGCGCCUCAGCACCAUGGUGUCCCCCCUCCGCAGGGACGGCUGGCACCGGCCGCGCACCUUCGACAUCGACGGCGCCGCGCUACUUGUGGCCGAAAGGCGCAAACGACGCAGGUACCACGAACUCACGACCGGCCAUUCAGGCCGCCUCAUGGUCCUCUCCUGCGAGGUCGGAGGCAGGUGGGGCCGCGACUCCCUCCAGCUGGUACGCCUGCUUGCCAAGCAGAAGGCGCGGGCCGCACCGGCCCUCCUCCGCCGCUCCGCGGAGCUCGCGUACACCAACCGCUGGUGGGGGUUCCUGAGCGUCGCGGCCCAGGACGCGCUCAUGGCCACCCUGACGGGCGACGGCUACCCAGCCUUGGGGGGAGCCGCUGGGGAGGACGACCCAGACCUGGCCGAAAUGCUGCUCGCAGACUCCGCCGGCGCGCAGGGCGGCUCGGCUGGGCGGGCGGCGGGCGGCGGCGUCUGGCGGCGCGAAGACCGCGCGGUGGCCGGCAGCAGCAUGGAGAUUGGCGAUAAGUCGGCAGUGGAGGUAGCAUUCAGCAUGGUAGAGAGCGCGCUUGUCCCCGGCGCCCAGCUCGCCGAGCCCGCCGGUCCUGAGCCCGCCGAGCCUGCCCCCAGGGAUCUUGCUGGUGCGUUGUACUUCAUCAACAGGGCUAUGAGCCACAGCCAGUGGGAGCACCCUGUAGCGCAGCACCAUGCUCGCGUGAGCGAGUUGAGGGCUCGGAUUGACGCGCUUGCGGCGUCCGAGGGCGAGCCCACUCCAG
Prorocentrum cordatum is the source of this 1201-nucleotide messenger RNA. NCBI's taxonomy places the organism in Eukaryota, Dinophyceae, Prorocentrales, Prorocentraceae. The record is from the annotation of a GenBank genome assembly.